AAUAUUUUUCGUAAACGAUUUUAUUGUAGUAAAAUAAAAAUAAAUUAAGGUUUACGUCCCGAUUUUAGCCUCCAGCCACUUCCAGUGUUGCUGCAUCUCACCACCACCCUUUUCCUUCAAUUAUUUGAUACGGGGUUCAAGUCCCAUCCCAGCAAGUUCAUAUUUUUGGGGCGGAUCUCAUUUUACAAUAUUUAUUUUUUGGCCCAACCUCAAUUUGUGGAACCCUAACAUUGGAAGAGACAGUAAUUGCAUUGCAUCAUCUAUAUCGUUUCGAAUUGGGGUUAGUUUCCUGACUCAAAUCUCUUGUCUUGAUGUUGAAAACAUUGAAAUCCCCAAUCCAUGUGACUAGAACUAUAUCAGUUUGCAUCAAAAUCCAUUCUUUUCCACUAUGUUCAACAGCACUUGGAAAAAAUUUCAAUGACAAUGAACCUGAGACUGAGAGUGACACGGAAUGGGAGAGAGUUCUCAAACCUUUUGACCUCAAACACCUUCAAAGGUCACUCAAUCCAAUUACCCCAUCUCAGCUUUGUAAAUUGUUGGAACUCCCUCUUGAUAUUCCUACUUCAAUGGAGUUGUUUGAAAAAGCUGGUUCCCAAAGAGGGUAUUGCCACUCCUUUCAUGUUUACUAUCUUUUAAUUGAUAAGCUUGGUGCUGUUGGAGAGUUCAAAACUAUAGAUAAGUUGUUGAAACAAAUGAAAGAAGAAGGUGUUGUGUUUAAAGAAUCACUUUUUAUUUUGAUUAUGAGAUGUUAUGGGAAGGCUGGUUUCCCUGGUCAAGCAACUAGACUUUUGUUGGAUAUGUGGGGUGUUUAUUCUUGUGAACCAACAUUUAAGUCUUAUAAUGUUGUGUUGGAGAUUCUUGUUGCUGGAAAUUGUCCUAAGGUAGCACCUAAUGUUUUUUAUGACAUGUUGAGUAGAGGUAUUUCGCCAACUGUUCAUACAUUUGGGGUGGUUAUGAAAGCAUUUUGUAUGAUUAAUGAGGUUGAUUCCGCUUGCUCGCUUUUAAGGGAUAUGACGAAGUAUGGUUGUGUUCCGAAUUCGAUUAUCUACCAAACCCUGAUUCAUGCUCUUUCUGAAAACAAUAGAGUGAAUGAUGCAAUGAAGCUUUUGGAGGAAAUGUUUCUAAUGGGUUGUGAACCUGAUGUUCAGACCUUCAAUGAUGUUAUUCACGGACUUUGUAGGGCCGGUCGGAUUCAUGAGGCAGCAAAGUUGCUUGAUCGAAUGCUCCUCCGAGGUUUUGCCGCGGAUGCUCUAAUUUAUGGAUAUUUGAUGCAUGGUUUGUGUAGGAUGGGACAAGUUGAUGAAGCAAGGGCCUUGCUAAACAAAAUUCCCAACCCAAAUACAGUGCUUUAUAAUACAUUGAUUAAUGGUUAUGUUGUUAGCGGAAGGUUUGAAGAGGCCAAGGAUCUUUUGUAUAAUAACAUGGUAAUUGCAGGCUAUGAGCCUGAUGCAUUCACGUUUAACAUAAUGAUCGAUGGACUUUGCAAGAAGGGGUAUUUGGUCUCUGCUCUUGAGUUCUUAAAUGAGAUGGUAGAGAAAGGUUUUGAGCCCAAUGUGAUCACAUACACUAUAUUGAUAAAUGGAUUCUGUAAGCAGGGUCGGUUAGAGGAAGCUGCUGAAGUUGUAAAUAACAUGUCAGCAAAGGGUCUCAGUCUGAAUACUGUGGGCUACAAUUGCUUGAUUUGUGCUCUCUGCAAAGAUGGGAAGAUUCAAGAUGCCUUGCAGAUGUAUGAUGAAAUGUCAAGCAAAGGAUGUAAACCUGAUAUUUACACAUUCAAUUCUUUAAUAUAUGGACUAUGCAAGACCGAUAAGAUGGAAGAAGCCUUGGGUUUGUAUCGCGACAUGUUCUUGGAGGGUGUUAUUGCUAACACUGUAACGUACAACACAUUGAUUCAUGCGUUUCUUAGGGGGGAUUCAAUUCAACAAGCAUAUAAGCUUGUUGAUGAAAUGAUAUUCAGAGGGUGUCCCCUCGACAAUAUUACUUAUAAUGGCCUUAUUAAAGCUCUCUGUAAAACUGGGGCAAUAGAGAAAGGUUUGGGAUUGCUUGAAGAAAUGCUUGGGAAAGGGAUUUUUCCAAGUAUUAACUCUUGUAAUAUUCUGAUCAAUUCCUUCUGUAGGAUUGGAAAAGUAAAUGAAGCUCUUCAGUUUCUUCGGGAUAUGAUUCAUCGUGGUUUGACACCAGAUAUAGUCACUUAUAACUGUUUGAUUAAUGGUCUUUGCAAGACUGGUCGUGUUCAGGAGGCUUUGAACCUUUUUAACAGACUACAAGCCGAAGGAACUCGUCCUGAUGCUGUUACAUAUAACACACUGAUCAGUAGGUACUGUUAUGAGGGUUUGUUUAAUGAGGCAUGUCUACUUUUAUACAAAGGUGUGAAUAAUGGGUUUAUACCAAAUGAAAUUACUUGGUCAAUUUUGAUAAGUUAUUUUGUGAAAAAGUAUCAAAGGGACUAAGACAUUGUUCUAGGUUGAUUUGGUGGAAUGGAGAGCUUCUUCUCAUUAAAAGGACAAUUUGGUGCUUUAAAGCUCCUGCCAUAGCAGAUUCCAUGGAAACAAGAAUGAGAAGGUACUAGGUUUUGAAGCUUGUAUAACAGACUGUAGAUUGAAGGAGCUUCUGGAGACUGAGAAUAGAAGGGCUGGUGCAAAGAGGAAGAGAGCAGCCGAAGCUUGGGCGUUGCUGGAGGAAGAAGAGAAUAAGGGGAUGCAGAUUGCAAGAAUUGAAGCAGAGAAGGCUGAGGAGUAUAGGAUUCAGACGGGUUGAAUCUGAAAAGCGCAAGAUAUUAGCAGAGAAAAGAAAAACCGAAUUAGGGAUGGCAAAAGCUAUCAAAAAGUUGAAGGUUGAAAAGCAUAGGACCAUUGAGAUGGUUAAAUUAGAGGAGCAGAAGGCCCUUGCAGAAGACAACUGGAACAAGUUCACGGAAGAGAAAUGUCGUACUGAUCAGAUGUCUCACCAGCUCCAAUAGAAUUCAAAUGUCACGAGACAGCAUGCAAUAUAGAUUUGUCCCAGAUGCAUAAUCAAUUCGAGAAGGAGCUUCUGGAACCUUGCUGCACAUCAAUGGACGUGUGUGAUCCCUUGAUGAUAAACAUGCAGCCUCAUCCACAUCUUGCUCUAUCUGGUGGAAAUUACUCUGAAGCCAUCACAGACAGUUGAUGGGUUCACAGGAAACAACUACAUUUCCAGUUACUGCUUCAGCAGAGUUGACUUGAGAUCUUUAAUGCAAGAUAAAUGGCAAAGAAGAGGCUAAAGCUGAUGUAUGUGAUGCAAAUGUCUAUACACAUUUUCUUCCCUGCCUCAUGCUUUAGAAAUCACUCAAGCAUGCAAGUAGAGGAUACCUGAUGAUAUAAAUAAUUUUUAAUUAUUUGGUUGGUUAGUUUUGAGAAAGUGGCUGAUAUGAAAAUGUUAGAAUUGGAAAAUGCUGCUGAUGAGGAAUGCUGUAAAUGAGCUGGUUGCUGAUGAGGAAUGCUAUAAAAGAGCUGUUGAUUUUCCAUUGUCUCCAUCUCUUCCUGAAACUAGGUUUCAUGAAACAUAUGAUGAGUCCCUUUUUCAGAGGAAGUGUGCACUCCGUGAUGACAUUUUGAGUUGAAUUCAAGUUAUUUAAUGACUAUAUUAUCUAAAACAAUAUAUUUUUAAAUAAAAAAAAUAAAGUCAUGUCACAGUGGGUGUGGUUUAGUUGGUUGCGAUGAACUUGUUGAGGAGCACCAAAGUUUGAUCCCCACAAAACUCAUUCUUGAGAAGGGUUGAAGAGCUUUAAGCUAUACGACCUAACUACCCCUAGAAGGGACUAAUCUCAUAUCCAAUUUGAAUGACUGAAGCUUGCGGGAUACUAUAUGCAGCCACUGGAAUGCCAAAGACCAUAAUUACACCCAAAUAA
Messenger RNA from Cicer arietinum (chickpea), 3868 nucleotides. RefSeq lists its product as uncharacterized. The record is from RefSeq and is a predicted model, not a curated record. Lineage: Eukaryota; Viridiplantae; Streptophyta; Magnoliopsida; Fabales; Fabaceae. Gene Ontology annotation, molecular function: protein binding.